AUGCAAGUUCAAUUCUCAGACAUUCUUCUUUUUCUUGUACAGUUUCACGUUGUCGCUUCUCUGCUGCAACUCCUUCUGGUUGAACUUGAACCAGAUGUCGUUGAGGAUUCUUCUGUCUACGCGCGACUUCAAUGCCUCUGCCAUCGUCUUGUAGCAUUUCCUGAACAAAUCCUGAAUUCUGCCAAUUUGACUGCAAUUUGGUGUCACGUUGCUGAAGUCGUCGCAUAUCGGAUCGUCUAUGAAUAUGCAGAAUCCAGACUCAUUCUUCCUGUACUUCCCAUCCUUCACGUUCACAACUGCUCUUCUGAAGUCGAUAUGCGCGUAGUACAUGAAGAAGUCCAUCAUAAACGCGCCCAGAUUCUGUUUGAUGCUGGAUGA
Molecule: messenger RNA, 378 nt
Organism: Enterospora canceri
Lineage: Eukaryota; Fungi; Microsporidia; Enterocytozoonidae
Source: the annotation of a GenBank genome assembly